GAAGCCCUACUUCUACCUCUAUCAUCAACGAGCGGUACCUCUGAUGCAGAAGGACGACGGAAGAUGGAUGCCAAGGAUAUCCGAGUGGGGUUCGUUGGUAGUGUUAUGAAGGACCCCCAAUCACCUCAUGCACAUCUGCAUGCACACGCGAUGCUAGGGCCGAUUGACACGACCCUUCCCGGAGCGACAUUCUGGCGACGCACAGUCGUAUUCGGUGGGGUCAACUGGUGGAGCGUGGAUGAUCUUCGAGCGGAAAUACGGGAGGAAACUUCGAACAACCGAGUCAAAUCAGGAUACACGGACAGAGGAACAGCACCGAUAGACAAAGUUCCUGAUGCUGGAUCUACUUCGGGACUCCCCAAUGCUCUUGACCCUGAUCCAUACAUCGAUUCCCCUGCCGGGCCUCCCACUGUCAGUUUGCCGCCUAGUAACGCACCUGCGUCUCGAAAGAUGUCAUCACGACCGACCGACUCGAGACAACCCUUAGAAGCUGUGAACAGCUUGCAACUCAACCGCAUGAGUUAUGACCGCUAUGACGCUGUAGACCUUCAAUCCACCCCUGCCAUUCGUUGACCAAUUGAAGACGAACCUAUGCUGACAGGGAUCAUUUCUGUACAAAAAGUAACAUUAUGCAUUGCCACCUGAUUUCUGG
Tremella mesenterica DSM 1558 is the source of this 652-nucleotide messenger RNA. RefSeq lists its product as uncharacterized. The transcript is spliced from 4 exons. Lineage: Eukaryota; Fungi; Basidiomycota; Tremellomycetes; Tremellales; Tremellaceae. The record is from RefSeq and is a predicted model, not a curated record. The coding region runs from base 64 to 573 and encodes 169 amino acids.